Messenger RNA from Andrographis paniculata, 832 nucleotides. RefSeq lists its product as uncharacterized. NCBI's taxonomy places the organism in Eukaryota, Viridiplantae, Streptophyta, Magnoliopsida, Lamiales, Acanthaceae. The coding region runs from base 133 to 576 and encodes 147 amino acids. Gene Ontology annotation, molecular function: copper ion binding; copper chaperone activity. The record is from RefSeq and is a predicted model, not a curated record. Gene Ontology annotation, cellular component: mitochondrial intermembrane space. The transcript is spliced from 6 exons.
CCCACCAAAAAUUCUCCAAGCGGAAACAAGUUUGGAAAGAAGAAACUCAAGCCAAGGCAAAGGCAGACAGAACAGAUCACCGCAGUAUUAUCCCUCACUUGUUCUUCCGAAUCUUGUGCUGCACUUCUACAAAUGAUAGAGCAUUAUCACAAUGACCACAAAAUUUACAAAAUGGGCGGGCUUCCAAUCGAGAACCCUUCCUCUACUAUCUCUGUGCAAUCGCAGAAAGACGAGGGGUCUGCUACUGCUUCAAAGCCAAAGAAGAAGAUCUGUUGUGCUUGCCCAGAGACCAAGAAGCUGAGGGAUGAGUGCAUUGUGCAGAAUUGUGAAGAUUCUUGCGGAAAAUGGAUUGAAGCUCACCGGAGAUGCCUUCGUGCCGAGGGAUUCAAUGGCUUUCAGGUUAAGUGUUACAUGAAGCAACUUUUACGGGGACUUGAUCAUUGUCAUGGUUGCAUACAACAUACUGGAGAACAGGGAGUCGUUCACAAAUUCUAUGUUGUCUCGAAGAUGGUUUUCUUGGAAUUUUCCAGCUAUUGCAGACUUGCAGUAGAAAAUUUUCUUCUUGUUGAGCAGUAGCAUAAAAUGUUUAAACUUUGUGGAUUACCAUCAGAAGAGUAUUGGAGAAAAACCAGAGUUGCCCCAUGCAUCGAUCUUCAAACCCCAACAUCCUUACAAUCGACGUGUUGCUGAAACCUUCAGUGAUUUCCCUUCACCUGCAUUUGGUCAUUGAAGAGUAAGGUGGAGGUGGCAAAUCAAGGAGUAGCCAAAAUCCUAUACAUUCAUCAGAAUCCAAGUCAUUUUGAAUAGCAAGAAAGUGUAAGCCCCCACACUC